Molecule: messenger RNA, 1422 nt
Organism: Thecamonas trahens ATCC 50062
Lineage: Eukaryota; Apusomonadida; Apusomonadidae
Exons: 2
Coding region: 1-1422 (473 amino acids)
Biological process (GO): cyclic threonylcarbamoyladenosine biosynthetic process
Molecular function (GO): ubiquitin-like modifier activating enzyme activity; tRNA threonylcarbamoyladenosine dehydratase activity
Source: RefSeq, a predicted model, not a curated record
AUGAAGGCAGGAGUAGUUGCGGCUGUAGGCGCGGCGGUGGCAGCGACGGCUGCGACUGCAUUCUACGCCGGGGCACGCUACGCGGCGGGCAGCCGGAGCGAGUCGACGGCUUCGACGAGGACGGACACCAAGACAGGGGCAGGGGCAGGGGCAGGGGCUGGAGCUGAGAGCGUGGGCGAUGGAGGGAUCGGCGGAGGAUGUGAUGCGGACGAUGAGCUCCUUCAUGCGCAGCAGUUCAAGCGUUGCGUGGCGUUCCUGGGCGAGGAGGGCUUUGGCCGGCUGCGUGGGGCGACGGUGGUGGUGGUGGGAUGCGGCGGCGUCGGCUCGCACUGCGCGCACAUGCUCGCGCGAUCAGGGGUGGGUACGCUUGUGCUGAUUGACUUUGACCAAGUGACACUCUCGUCGCUCAACCGCCACGCGACGGCGACGUGGGCGGACGUGGGCAAGCCCAAGGUGACGGCGAUGGCGGCGGCGUUUGCGGCGUCGGCGCCGGCUGUCAAGGUUGUGGCCAAGCCACUGAUGUUCACAGGCGAGGCCGCAGCCGAGCUGCUGCUGGGCGCGGGCGGUGAGGCGCCGGACUUUGUCAUCGACUGCAUCGACAACCGCAAGACCAAGGUCGACCUGCUCAUGUACUGCACCGACAACGACAUUCCAGUGGUGUCGUCGAUGGGCGCCGGCGCGCGGGCGGACCCGUCGCGCAUCCGGGUGGCAGACAUCAUGGAGACGUCGGCUGACGCGUUUGCACGGCGGCUCCGUGCCGAUCUGCGCAAGCGCGGCCUGACCAAGCCUAUCCCGUGCGUGUACUCGACUGAGCCGGCCGGCUCGACGCUCGCGCCACUGCCGGCCGAGGUCGCGGCGGCACCCGACGAGUACACCCUCUUCCCGGACCUGCACUUUCGGGUCUCGAUCAUUCCGGUCCUCGGCAUGGUGCCGGCCAUGUUUGGCAACGCGCUCGCGGCAUUUGUCGUCAUGGAGAUCAGCCGCCCCGUCGAGCCGGUGCCGGACGAGGUUGCGCUCGACCCGGAUGCGCCGGCGUCCAAGACCCGCGAGACCGAGGCGGAGCGGUCGCCGCUCGGGGCCGAGCUCGACGCCGCCUUUCCGGGCUGGACCUUUUCCAAGGCCGACGCCAAGUAUGUGGCCAUCGAAAUGUGGCACAAUGUGUCGGCCCGGCGUGGGCACGCCUCGCGCCGGCUCACACUUGUUCGGUGGGAUCCGGCGGCGCCAUCGGUCCCGGCCAACCUCGUGCUUGUCACCCGGAAAGAGGCCAAGGCCAUGAGCGCCGUCCCGCUGGCCGAGCGCGCCGCCCGCUAUGGCACCGACUGGGUCGCCUGGGUCGAGUCGCGCCUCGCCAUGGGCCGCGCCUACAUGGAGCGCGUCCGCGACGAAGCCGCCGCCAUGGCCAGUGCCGAUGCCGACGCGUAG